AUGGCCGCCAGGGUGGUUCCCGCCCAGCUGGCCUUCCUUGCUAUCUUCAGCCCCGCGCUGGCCGCCAACGACGACGCUUUUCGCGACCAGCUGGUCUUCUACCACUCCAACAAAACCACCCGCCGCCAUGAUGACGAGGGCGACGAGAACGAGCGCCUGCGCCAAAUUGGCCUGGCUCAGGGCAUGGUUGAUUUCGCCAGGAGCUUCUCCGAUGGCGAACCCGUAGACCACGUCGACACCGAGAAGUCGCGCAUCGUCAUGCAUGAGCUCGAAAAGGACUGGUGGAUCCUGGCUUCAAUCGACCUGACGCGGCUCCCUGCCGCCCCGAGCUCCUCCACCGACCAGCCGGCAAUCGAGUAUUCGGCUCGCGAAGUCGCUCCUCCUGAGCUCCUUUUGCGCCAGCUGCUGCGAGCUCACUCCAUAUUUCGCCUGCAUCAUGGUCCAUCUCUUGCCGAUCUAUACGUCCGAUUGCCCCGCCAGAAAUUCUGCGGCACGCUCGAGCGAUUCUGGUCGCGUUUUUCGAAGGACUGGGAUGUCUUGCUGCACGGAAAUCCAGCUUCUGACAUCUAUCCUGCCAUGAAACUUGCUGCUGGUGGAGAACUGGGCAUGGGCGUGGGCGAGGAAGAAUGGGGAAGUGGCGAGAGAGAGGUGUUUGAGGACUUCACUAACAGGACCGAGGGCAUGGUAGACAUGGUCGUCUGUCGCUUCGGCGAACCGCACCCUGCCAAUCGUCACAAUCAAUCACUCGUGCCUGCCGAUGACGAGGAACCCUGGAUGGGUGCUGGUCGAAACCCAGAGCCAGCUGACGGUGUCAUUUUCUCCGGCGUGGGCGUAGUAUCUCGCUCCUCGCUAUGCGCCAUCUCCAAUUGGAUGCAAUGGCUGUAUACAUAUGGUGACCAUGCCUAUGGUGUCAAGGAAAAUCCGCACUCAGAUCGCCGAAAACGAAGGCGUCGCGACCGCAUGAGCAAGCCAACCAAUCGAUUGGAGCCACACAGGCGAAAUGCUUCCCAGAAAAGCAUUAAAGGGGCCCCUUCGAGAACUUCCACCUCCCUGCCCCCUGGAAUCCCGCGCCCCAUCGUCACAGCCGUAGAGCAAUCCCUUGAUCAAGCUUCCAACGCCGCAGACGCCAACCAAGAACAGGAGCGGGCUGCAGAUGAGCAAGAGAGGUCCGAUGGUGAUACUUGGAUGAAGUACUUGACGUGGGGUUACAGCACUGCCUGGGGCGGGACGCGCCCUAAGCCCGAGCAGCGCCUAUCAGGGCAGAGCAUCAAAGGUCACGCCGAAGAGAAUCAGGAGAAGAAAGAUCAGACAGCAAUGCGUCACAUAGAUCCUCAGCCUGACGUUGGCCAUGCUGAAGAAGCGGCAAAGGCUCAGAUCAGACGAGAAAACCUCGGGCACUUCCUGAUCGGCCUUCAGGGGGAUCUUGAAGAGGUCAUCAUGAACGAUGAUAACGAAGCAGUCGCUGAAGAUGACGGCGAUCCCGAUACCGGUUGGGAGAGCCGCACGCUACUACGGACUUUGCACGUCAAGCUUCAUAAGCAGCAAGAGCAGCAAGAUGAUGAGCGGUCAUCAGAGGAUACAAUAUUGCAGCCACAACCUCAACACGAAAGGCUACGUAUUGUGAUCUACGUUGUGAGUUAA
This is a messenger RNA of Lasiodiplodia theobromae, 1641 nucleotides long. RefSeq names its product Vacuolar fusion protein. Gene Ontology annotation, cellular component: intracellular membrane-bounded organelle; Mon1-Ccz1 complex. The record is from RefSeq and is a predicted model, not a curated record. Bases 1 to 1641 code for a protein of 546 amino acids. Lineage: Eukaryota; Fungi; Ascomycota; Dothideomycetes; Botryosphaeriales; Botryosphaeriaceae. Gene Ontology annotation, biological process: vesicle-mediated transport. The transcript is spliced from 3 exons.